Cygnus olor (mute swan) is the source of this 2349-nucleotide messenger RNA. RefSeq names its product family with sequence similarity 178 member B (gene FAM178B). The transcript is spliced from 14 exons. Bases 152 to 2245 code for a protein of 697 amino acids. NCBI's taxonomy places the organism in Eukaryota, Metazoa, Chordata, Aves, Anseriformes, Anatidae. The record is from RefSeq and is a predicted model, not a curated record.
CCCCCCUCCGCGGGGAGGAGGAGCCGCGGCGAGGGCCGGCCGCCUCCCAUUGGCCCUCCGCGGCGCAAGCCCCGCCUUUUCCUCACAGCCCCGCCCCCUCCGCCGCCAUUUUGAAGCCACCCCCGAGGGGGGGGCCCUGCCCGGCCCCAACAUGGCGCCGGGGGGCCGGCGCCGGCGGCGGGGGCCGGCGGCGGCGCUGCGCUGGUACCAGAUCCCGCUGUCCUCCGCCCGCGUGCCGCGCUCCGGCCUCUUCAGCUACGGCUUCCAGGCCAGCCUGCGCUCCUACCAGCAGCUGCGCGCUCAAAAGCGCCUGCGCGUGGGCCGCCCCGUGGCCCCGCCGCCCCCCGGGCUGCUGGCGCCCUGGCCGCCGCCGCCGUCACCGCCCGGCCUGCGGCGGGCACCGGGCGCGCCUGGGGGGACAGCCCCGCGGCGCCCCAAGGAGCCUCCCAGCACCCAGAGGGGGCUGAGCAGGGGACGGCAGCCACCCGGCCCUGCUCGGCCCCAUGACGAGCAGCGGGACGCGGCACCGCGCCGGGAGGAACCGGGACGUUCCCAGCACAGCCCGGUGCUGCUGGGGGUGGCCGCGGCGAGCCCCGGGGCUGACAGCAGCCGUGGGCAGCACACCACGGCCAGGAGAGCACCACAGGAAGCAGGGGAUGCAGCAGGGGACGCGACGACAGGACGGGAGUCCCCCAGGGAUGGCGAGGACGACCUGAUCCCGCUGCGGGAGCUGCUGCUGUUGGGCAGCGCGCCCCCGAGCCCCGCAGAGCCCCGCGGGCAGGUCGGUCCUUGCCCCGUGGUGCUGAGCCCUCGGCGGGUGCCCGGGGACGUCCUGCCCGGCCCCGGUGCCAAGGUGUUGCCCCUCUGUGCCCAGACCCCGCCGCCGUGCCCGGAGCCGCUCGCCAACAGCCUGGAGGCGCUGCUGCGGGAGAAGAGGGAGCAGCGCCUCGCACCCGCGCUGCCACGGGUGCCCGUGGACGACGGCAGCCUGCAGGAGCCCCCGGGCGACACUGCGCAGCUCCCGGAGGAGCACGGGCUCCUCCUGGCGCUUUUCACCGUGGAGCCGCGGCUCAUCCCCGCCACGCACCCCGGGGAGCCCGUCUUCUGCGCCCGCCCGCUGCCGCCGCCCGCCCUCGACGCCCGCGGGCUGCGGCCUCGCAGCGUCCUGGAGGGGCAGUUCCUGUGUGCUUCGCCCGCCGGCCGGGGGGCGUUUGUCCGCGACGGGCUCCUCAGCCUGCUGUACCGCUCCGGCACCGCCUGCCCGCCGCCCGUCCUGCGCUGGCUCUUCCAGCUGAUGAGCCUGCGGCCGGACACGACCAACGCCUUCCAGGCGCUGUGGGAGAUCUGGCUGAGCGCCGGCGGCGAGCCCUGGUGCCCCACGCUGCAGGACAUCGGGCAGGCCUUCGCUCGCCUGGGCGCCGACCUGGGCGCCCUGCGCCGCCGGCACCUGCUGCCCCCUGAGCUGUGCCCCGCUGUCGGGAGGACCCCGGAUCCAUCCUGCUGCCCGGGACAGGCUCGCCUCGAUGCCACCGGCACGCUGGCCUUGGUGACGCAGCUCGGGGACAUCUGCAAGUUCCUGGAGCUGUGCGUGGCCGCCCAGCCGCGCCGCUACCAGGACCGUGCCCGCCGGCAGCUGGUCGCGCUGCUCUGCUUCCUCGGCCUCGACCGGGCGCUGCGCAGCCAGCCGCUGCCCGACCUGCGGCACCUCCUGCUCUGCCUGCUCGAGGGCAUCGCGGACUGGCAGGGGCAGCUGCCCGCGCUCUGCCUGUCCCUGUGCCGGCUCUCUCAGCACCACCACAACCUGCUGGCCCUCGUGGGGCUGCUGCCGGAUGUCACCGGCAGGGGCAGGGAGCUCCGCAGGCGUCUGAGCCUUUGUGUCAUGGCCCGGCUGCUGGGGGAGCCGCCGGGCACCGUGCUGCCCCUCGGGGCGGAGCUCCCGGCGCUGAGCCGGCUCCUGGAGCUGUCCCGGCCGGACGCGCUGCAGUGCCUGCUGCCCGACGGGCACCCCGAGGACUCCGAGCAGGAGGCCUGCUACCUGAGCCACAGCCUCCUGCGCCUCGCCGACGCCGUGGUGGGCAGCGAGCGGCCGCCGGGUGAGCAGCGGGGCCACCUGGAGCGUCUGUGUGCGCAGCUGGACCGGCACUUCGGCACGGGGCUGCGCGAGGGCUCGGGGCUCCUCGUGCGCACCCAGCUCAAGGGCCUGGCCGCCCUCCUCUACGUCAAGUGGCAGGAGCUGCUGGACUAGCUGGGGGGGGGCGCGCCGAGACCCCCCUGGGGUGCUCGGGGUGGGGGCGCAGCCCCCCGGGGUGCCCCCCACCCAAUAAACCACCCCCCGACGCAUUGACCCCC